Molecule: messenger RNA, 1290 nt
Organism: Andrographis paniculata
Lineage: Eukaryota; Viridiplantae; Streptophyta; Magnoliopsida; Lamiales; Acanthaceae
Exons: 1
Coding region: 1-1290 (429 amino acids)
Source: RefSeq, a predicted model, not a curated record
AUGGCGUCUAACAUGUUACAAUUUCAACAAGAUACUCGGAACAACAUAAAGAGCUUGGAAGAACAAGUGAGUCAAAUAGCGAAUGAGAUGCGCGAGAUGAAAUCAAAGGAGAAAGGUAAAUUGCUUGCAUGGCCUGACGCUAAUCCGAAGAACGUGAGCUCGAUGGUUUUACGAAGCGGAAAGGAAUUAGAAGGACCUAAAAUUGAAAUUUCAAAGGACAAGGAUAAAGAAGAGAUCGAAAGAGAGAUAGAGAAAGCUGCUCAUGAAAAAACAAACAAGGUAACUUCUGAAACGCCUAUUUACCCUAAGACUAACGCCGCAUCAUUUCCUUGCAGGUUAAAGAAACCGAGGAAGAGUGAUAAAAACAAGGAGAUGAUGGAGAUGUUUAGAAAAGUGGAACUGAGCAUAACUUUGCUAGAUGCUAUCAAAAAAGUUCUGAAGUAUGCCAAAUUUUUUAAGGAACUUUGCACGAAUAAAAAGAGAUUGCGAGGAGAUGAGUGCAUUAUUGCUCGCGAGAGCGUAUCUGUUAUUAUACAAUGUAAACUCCCUCUUAAAUGUGGCGAUCCAGGUAUGUUCUCGGUUCCUUGUAAGAUAGGUAAGUUGGAGAUUAAACGAGUAAUGUUAGAUUUAGAAGUUGCAAUUAAUGUGAUGCCUACGUCUAUUAAUAAAUCUCUAAAUGUUGGGCCAUUAAAAGAGAUUAGGAUUAUGAUACAACUAGAUGAUAGGACUAAUGCUUACCCUGAAGAAAUGAUUGAAGAUGUCCUACUGCAGGUUAAUGAAUUAAUUUUUCCAGUGGAUUUUUAUGUGCUUGACAUGCAUAAUGAUAACUCUCCAAAUCCUUCACCGAUAUUGCUUGGUAGACCAUUUAUGUGCACUGUGCAAACUAAAAUAGAUGUCAAGCAGGGUAUACUUUCUAUGGAGUUUGAUGGUGAGAAAGUACAGUUUAAUAUUUCCGAUGCUAUGAAAUACCCUGGAGAAUCUAGCGUUUUUUAUAGCUUGGAUGUUUUUUAUGAGAACAUGCAGGAAAUUUUUUAUUUAAGUGGAAGAGACCCUUUGGAGAUUUUUCUGGAAUACCAUCGUGAUGUGCAAUUCAAUGCAAAAAAAUUGAUGAAUUCACAGCUAAGGGAAGCAAUGCACGCACUGCAGUCUUCGGAAUUCAAGACGACCAGGUUAGAACAAGCAACGUUGCCUUUAAGUGAAUCUAAACAAAAAAUAUUGCCCUCUGUUUUGCAAGUUCCGGAUCUAGAGAUGAAGUCAUUCCCUGAUAAGCUUAAAUAUGUUUUUCUAUGA